Anoplopoma fimbria (sablefish) is the source of this 822-nucleotide messenger RNA. RefSeq lists its product as uncharacterized. Gene Ontology annotation, molecular function: GTPase activity; GTP binding. Gene Ontology annotation, biological process: vesicle-mediated transport. NCBI's taxonomy places the organism in Eukaryota, Metazoa, Chordata, Actinopteri, Perciformes, Anoplopomatidae. Bases 114 to 809 code for a protein of 231 amino acids. Gene Ontology annotation, cellular component: trans-Golgi network; vesicle; Golgi apparatus. The record is from RefSeq and is a predicted model, not a curated record. The transcript is spliced from 4 exons.
UAACCAGUUCUCGGUGUUUCAGCCUCAUGACUGGCCAAACCCUCCGUUUCACGCAGAACCCAUAAUUGGAGACAUCACUGUGCCAAACCUUUACGCACCGGUGGAGAGGUGCCAUGCAGAGGGAGCGCCUCCUCAAGGUCCUGGUCAUCGGUGACCUCGGAGUGGGUAAAACGUCCGUGAUAAAGCGGUACGUGCACCAGGUGUUCUCGCAGCACUACAGAGCCACCAUCGGGGUGGACUUCGCCCUCAAGAUGCUCAACUGGGACCAGAAGACCACGGUGCGACUGCAGCUGUGGGACAUCGCUGGGCAGGAACGCUACGGCAACAUGACCCGUGUUUACUACAGAGAGGCGGUAGGGGCCCUCGUCGUCUUCGACAUGACCCGACUGUCCACGUUUCAGGCCGUCCUCAAGUGGAAAGGAGACCUGGACUCCAAGGUUGCCCUGAGCAACGGGACGCCGGUUCCAGCCGUUCUAUUGGCCAACAAGUGCGACCAGCGGAGUCACGGCUUGUGCCCAAAGCUGCCCAAACUGGAGAACUUCUCCCGACAGUACGGGUUCGUCGGCUGGUACGAAACCUCCGCAAAGGACAACACCAACAUCGAUGCCGCCAUCACGUGCUUGGUGACGAGCAUCAUGACCGCGGAGGAUGAGAGAGCCCUGCGGGACGCCACGUCGACCGGUGCCAAAACGGAACAGGAGGGCGGCGUUCUGGUUCUGCCUCGCUUCGACUACAACACGAAGGAGAAGGGACUCAGUGGGUGUUCAGGAUGCUCCUCCAUGAAAUCCAGAGACAGGGACAACGACUGAAGGACAGACGGGU